This is a messenger RNA of Australozyma saopauloensis, 1215 nucleotides long. RefSeq names its product Wor4p (gene WOR4). The record is from RefSeq and is a predicted model, not a curated record. The coding region runs from base 1 to 1215 and encodes 404 amino acids. Lineage: Eukaryota; Fungi; Ascomycota; Pichiomycetes; Serinales; Metschnikowiaceae. The transcript has a single exon. Gene Ontology annotation, biological process: regulation of DNA-templated transcription.
AUGGGAACACAGCCGGCAGUAGUGGAUUUGAAUUCAACAUACCGGAAAGGCGAUCGACAGUCGAUUUCACAUCUCCUAAACGAGCCUCCUGCUGCCCAAUAUCCAAUGCUCCAAAUAAAUCCCAUUGCGUAUUCUGAUUCACCCAUUAGCCCUUCAAUGUAUUCACUUGCAGCGGUGGGUAGGUCAGGAAGCAGCUCCAGCGUGGGGACUCCAGCAAUGCAUCCUGAGUACAAUAUCCGGUAUCCUGGAAUGCAUAUGCAACAGGGCGCCAAACCAGGCUAUUUUGCCGCGACACAUCAGCCGUUCGUGUCCACAUAUUACAACUAUGCGAGCGGAACACCAAAUCAGGGCAUUCUGUCUCAAAUCAAUACAGGAAUGCAUCCCCAGUUUCUGCACCCCCACGCACAACUGCUUAAUAACAUACACACCCUCAAUCUCCCCCUUCACAGCCCCACCUCAAUUUCUAAUUUCUCUUCUCCAGCGCCCGGUCUGAUGCUGGGGCUUCCCAGUCCCAUGGAGCUAGGACAUAAGCCAUCUCUGCAGCAACUACGAUACCCAUUUUUUACCUCUUCUACCUCCGGCAACGGCACUGUGCCCGAGUCCAAGUCUUAUUUACCAGGCGUUGCAGACGUGACGCAAAUGCAGGACCUGAUUGACAAGACCCAAGUAAGAUAUAUUCAAGCUCCGCCAAAACAAAUGCCCGUCCAAAUGCCCUCAUCGAUUAUUGGUUAUGGUAAUGCAAUUGGGGCUGUUCCGCAAAAUACUCCCUAUUUCUAUGGGCCCGGUGUUGUCGAGGGUCUACAGCCCGAGCUAUAUACAGGUCAGUGUCAUCUGAACAUGGUGGGAUUCCCCUAUUUUGGUCAAAAAAAUCGACGCUUCCGCCGUAGAUACCAUCAAAUUUAUCGGAAGUAUAAAUGCCACCAUCCAAACUGCACAAAAAGCUACGGGUCACUCAAUCACCUCAACACGCACAUAGUCACCAAGAACCAUGGCCAUCGUUUGUCCAAGGCUGAAUUCCGAAGCCUUGUCGAAAAUGAAGAGGAUUAUUUCUCGGCGCGCAAGGGCCGCAGCCAUAGUGAUAGCGCUUGCCUCUCGCCGGACGGGAGCGAGUCAGCGUGUUCUGUGGAAGAAGAGAAGAAGAACGAGGAAAAGACAGAGGAGAGAUCGGCAAGCAAGCUCCCUCUGGUGAGUUCGAUUGUACUGAAUGUCAGCUAA